AUGUCGACCAUGGAUCUGGACGACGCUGUCCAGGUCGGCAACGCCCCCAAGACAGUUGCCACUAUUCUCUGCUACAACUGUGGUACCCCAAUCGACGGCACCACUGCGGCGGGCGCCAUCUGCCACGAGUGCAUCAAGCUCACCGUCGAUAUUUCCAAGAACAUCCCCCGCGAGGCCAACAUCCAGUUCUGCCGCGACUGCAACCGCUGGAUGAUCCCCCCCAACCAAUGGGUUUCCGCCGAGCCCGAGUCGCGUGAGAUGCUGGCCAUGUGCCUCAAGCGCCUGCGCGGCAUCAACAAGGUCCGGGUUGUCGACGCCCGCUUCAUCUGGACCGAGCCCAACUCGCGUCGCGUGCGCGUCGAGAUCACCGUGCAGGACGCCAUUGCCGACGGCGUGCUGCUCAACCAGAGCUUUGAGGUCAUGUACGUUGUCAGCACGCAUCAGUGCCCCGACUGCGCCAAGUCCUACACCCACAACGUCUGGCGCGCCACCGUCCAGGUCCGGCAAAAGGUGACACACAAGCGGACGUUCCUUUUCCUGGAGCAGCUGAUGCUCAAGCACGGCGCGCACCGCGAGGCGCUCAACAUCUCCGAGGCCAAGGAGGGUCUGGACUUUUUCUUUGCCCACCGCAACCAAGCCGUCAAGUUUGUCGACUUUUUAAAGUCGGUCGUGCCCAUUCACAUGACGUACUCGCCCGAGCUGAUUUCCGAAGACAUACACUCUGGCACGCGCUCGAUGAAGUUUGCCUACUCCAUUGAAAUCGUGCCCAUCUGCAAGGACGAUCUGGUCGCCCUGCCGCUCAACAUGGCCAAGAAGAUUGGCGGCAUCAGCCCGAUUGCCCUGUGCUACCGCAUCGGCACGGCUGUCAACCUGCUCGACCCCGCUACCCUGCAGACGGCCGAGAUCUCGGCCCCCGUCUACUGGCGCGAAAAGUUUCCCAUUGCGCCGCUUGCCGACGUCAAGGAACUGGUCGAGUUUGUCGUGCUGGACAUUGAGCCUACGGGGCCCCGCAAGGGCCGCUGGCUGCCGGCGGAGGCCACUGUGGCGCGCGCGUCCGACAUGGGCAGCAACGACACCACCUACUUUACGCGCACGCACCUGGGCGGUCUGCUGAAGCCCGGCGACUCCGCCAUGGGCUACCUGCUGCAGGGCAGCAACUUCAACAACCCGCAGUUUGACGAGAUUGAAAAGUCGCACGCGUACAGCGCGACCGUGCCCGAGGUCGUGCUCGUCAAGAAGCACUACCCGAACCGCCGCAAGAACAAGCACCGCAACUGGAAGCUUAAGCGCAUGGCCAAGCAGGAGAGCGAGCUGCUGCCCAAGAAAGCCGACCAGGCACGCAUGGAGAACGAAUACGAGAUGUUCUUGCAGGACGUCGAGGAGGACGAGGAGCUGCGCGCCGCGCUGGCCCUGUACAAGAACCCCAGCCAGAAGGCCGCCCUGGCCGCCGAGCGGAGGAAACAGAUGGAGGCAUCCGGCAGCAUGGAUGUCGAGGAGGGCCAGGGGGAGGACGAGGGGGAAGAGGACGAGGACGAAGACGAAGACGACGAUGGUCCGCGGGUCAACUUGGACGAGUUGCUGGACGAUCUCGACGAUCUGGACAUCAACGACGAAGGGGGGGAGGAGUAG
Sporothrix schenckii 1099-18 is the source of this 1629-nucleotide messenger RNA. Its product is annotated as nonsense-mediated mRNA decay protein 3. The coding region runs from base 1 to 1629 and encodes 542 amino acids. Gene Ontology annotation, molecular function: ribosomal large subunit binding. Gene Ontology annotation, biological process: ribosomal large subunit export from nucleus. Gene Ontology annotation, cellular component: cytoplasm; nucleus. The transcript is spliced from 2 exons. The record is from RefSeq and is a predicted model, not a curated record. Lineage: Eukaryota; Fungi; Ascomycota; Sordariomycetes; Ophiostomatales; Ophiostomataceae.